AUGGCAGGGACAAUAGAGAAUGGCCAUGCAGAUGCAGUCCCCAAGUCGACAAAUGGCCGUAAGGAUGUCGUGAAGUCUGGUAGGAAAAGCGGAUUUCUACCAUGGACCAUCAUAAGCCUGGUGAUACGGCUUACCAUUUGGUAUACACUCUUGACGCCCUUCUUACGAUGCCCAUCAAACCUCUCCGACUUGAAUGACACGUCUCCGCGAGUCUGCAAACCUUACCUGAUUGCGCGAUCACAUGUGCAACCCUAUGUCACUCCAUAUUACGAUGUCUACGCCGCUCCCUACGUUGACCAGGCUCGCCCCUACGUAGACGUCUUCAAUCAAAAUGUUUACGCUCCCACCUCAAAGUUUGCCCAUGUUAAUUAUGAAAAGUAUGGAGCUCCCGCAUUGGAACAGGCUCAAGCUUAUGGCACAGCCCAAUGGAACGCCCAGGUGACUCCGCGAGUGCAACAGGCGCAGGAUAAGGCCUAUCAGCUUUACUUGGCUGAGGUCGACCCAUACAUUCAGCAGGGGGUUGCAGUGGUGUCGCCUUAUUACCAAAAGGCUAACACCGUUGUACUCACUGUUUAUUGGGAUCACCUCGUCCCCUUUUAUACUCGAUCGCAGCCUUUCAUUGGCAAAACAUACGCUACAUCGCAUGGGAUUUUGACAACCCAUGUCAUGCCUGGUGCACGCUACACUUGGUCUUCUUUGGUCUACUUUGCCAAUAGCUCUUUGUGGCCGCAUCUUACCGGUCUCUAUUCGGAGCAAGUUGAACCCCAGUUGGUCAAGAUUGGCCAACGCCUGGCGAGCUAUAGGGAAGGUAAAAGAUUACGCGCCGUUCUCGAAGAGAUGGAUAAGUAUGACUCCACAAAUUUUACGCAUAAAAGGCCAGCCAUUGACACGUCGUUUUUUAGUUCCUCGGAUCAAAGUAGUUCGUUGAUUAGCUCCACAUAUGCGGAAUCGGGUCGAACUACAAGUGUCAUUGCACCUUCUUUUUCUUCUGGUUCUUCUACUACCUCGACGGCCACAUCUGAGACUCCGUCUGUUGCGCCUACUCUUUCACCCGCAGAAAAGGCACAGCAAGAUCGUGAGCGGAUUGACUCCGACAUUGAAAGGUGGCAAGGCAAGUUUGCAGCCGCCGCGGACAGUGGUAUUGAGGACCUUGAAAGUCGUCUUGAGGAUAUCGUAGGCGCUCUGGUGUCGAAUAGCGCUAAUAGUCACGGUCUGAGCCUCUCCACAGCUCUCGAAAGUGUAGCUGCCAAACAGCUUGACUUGAUAAAAGAGCGCAUCAAUGAACUUGUCGAAACCCUUCCUGAGCAUGAUGCCCCAGAAGAGGAGGGUGAUGCUCGCGAUCGAUUAGUGAGCGAUAUUCGAGCUUCCGCCAUCUCUGUUCGAGACCGAGCCCAUGCCCUUCGCGAGUGGUCAUUGUCAUUUGACGUUGAACUUUUGCGUCGUGUAUCUGCCGCGGUUAAUUCCACUCUUGAUGUCCUUGACGGCAUUCGGGACCUUGGUUUGCAAGAAAUUGGUUUGCGCUGGGCGUGGAUGGAUGGUGUAACUUACAAAGAUUGGGCAAGAUAUCGCGACGUGAAAGCACAGCUCCAGGACUGGCGCGAUGAAAUUCAUCGAGUAGGCAUGAACCACAAAUCAGUCGCAGAGGCCAAGGCAGUUGUCUCCGAUAUUUUGGAUCACGGCAUGGAAGUUGCUCAGGAGGCUGCCGUGGAGCUUGUCAGAUUGAAGGAUGUUGGUCACUGGAAGAUGGCCGCUCGUGAGGUUAGCGAAAAUUUCGAGUCCAGGUCUGAGCCACCUCCCCCGCGUCCAAAGCCAGUUGUUGAGAGCGAUGCGCCGGAGGAUAUUCCCGUUCAAGAAGAUGAGGAAUCUACCACAGGGUCGGAAGCAACAACCGCCCCUGUUACCUCUGACAGCCAAGAUGAUCUCGUAGAUGAGAAUCCUUUUUUACCCGACGACACAAGUGACACUCCAACGGAAGUCGAAGAGGAGGAUGAGGAGUCAUUUUUGGCUGAUAGUAUUGAGGGGGACGCGCCAAUGCCGACAAAGGCUGCUUGGGGCGGAGUCGCUGCAGCUGAAGCGAACGCAUAUCAAGAACCUAUUCUUGAUGAUGAUGAGCAAGAUGCCGUCCACAGUGUGGCCAGCAAAGCCGGGAAUGUCUAUUCGGAUGUGUAUUCCCAAGCGCAUUCAGCUUUUGCAGACUCUACUGCAAAUGCAAAGAUUCUUUACGACAUUGCCAAAUCUCAAGUCAUGGGUCAAGUAAAGGAGACCACUGCUCCCGCCCAUUCUCAGGUUCUCUCUUCUAUUGAGUCUGCAUACUCUGGGGCCAUCAAGUAUGCAACAAAUGAAUUUCAGUCAAGGAUUGCGACGGUUAAGCCAACUCCCCCGGCUUCACCGACUGGGCCGCUAGCCCAAAUUUCAUCGAUUGCUUCCUCCCGUCUGAGUGAAGGCCUUAGCGCGGCCUCAGAGCAACUGGCUCAUAUCCAGCCUAUCCCUUCUCAAACUAGUUUGGCACGUCUUGAACCUUUCGUCCUCGAUGCUCAACGUCGCUACUAUGAAGCUGUUGGUCUUGCUCACGAUCAUUAUGACGCUUUCGUUUCGACCGCUUCUGAUGCCGUCUAUGGUACUCCAACGCCAACUGCGCCUCCUCUGGGCAUUGAGUCCCUCAUCAGAGAAGCCGGUGUUCAAUACUCGCAUGCUUCCUCGUUGGCUUCAGCUAACUUGGCUGCGGUUAUUGCUUCAGCUAAUUCGAUGGCGUCAUCCCCGGAGGAUCAGAAAGCACAGGGUGUCGUUGCCGAUGCUUCAUCAAGAUACGAAGCUGCUCUGUCCGUAGCAUCUGCGUCGCUCUCUGUUGCAUCCGAGACUGCCAGCUCUGCUCUGUUUGGUACCACGCCUGGACCCUUGAAAUCUCUCUCCAGUCAAGCAUCUGAAAACUGGGAAAACCUCAUUUCGAAGGCUAGCGAGCAGAUUUAUGGUACGCCUGCUCCGUACUUGGAGCAACUCCAGGAUCGCCUAGUACAACCACAACUCGACGCUGUCAAGGUGGUCGUAUCUGAACUGCUCAUUGGCAAAGAACCCUCUUUCACUGAGAGUGUUAUGAGCAGACUCCGUGCUGCUUAUGAAACACCUUACCCCACUGCGGCGUUCUCUUCUGCCUCAAGCUACGUCAGUGAGACUUACGAGUCUGCGUCCUCGGCUGCCGAUGCAUUCGCAUCCAACAUUCCUGACUUGGAUAAUAUCAUGCAAAAUGCAAACGAGCAGCUUCACGCGGCUGUUGAGGCUGCUAGUGUCGGCGUUUAUGGUACCCCUAAGGGUUCUUGUGAAAAAGCCACCAGCACUGCAUCUGAGGCAUAUGCGGCAGUAUCUGCACAAAUCAGUGACUCGGUUUAUGGGAAGGAACCUAGCUAUAUUGACCUCGCAAAGGAGCACAUCGAGGAUAUCCAGUCGAAGGCCAAUGCAGCUAUUUACGGUGAAGAACCUGGUGCAGUAGAAAGCGCCACAAGUCGCCUUGCUGCGGCUGUCGAGGAUGCUCAGUCUCAGUUGGCUGAACUCGCCUCUGGCGCGAGCAGCGUUGCCUCAGGUGCUGCUGAUGCUGCUGUCUCUCACGUCGUUGAAGCAACAAGCAACAUCAAAUCCGCAGUCUCUUCGGCCAAAGACGAACUUUGA
Molecule: messenger RNA, 3660 nt
Organism: Penicillium angulare
Lineage: Eukaryota; Fungi; Ascomycota; Eurotiomycetes; Eurotiales; Aspergillaceae
Exons: 2
Coding region: 1-3660 (1219 amino acids)
Biological process (GO): protein transport
Source: RefSeq, a predicted model, not a curated record